This is a messenger RNA of Notothenia coriiceps (black rockcod), 822 nucleotides long. RefSeq names its product SH3 domain-binding protein 5-like. The record is from RefSeq and is a predicted model, not a curated record. Lineage: Eukaryota; Metazoa; Chordata; Actinopteri; Perciformes; Nototheniidae. Gene Ontology annotation, cellular component: cytoplasm. Gene Ontology annotation, molecular function: protein kinase inhibitor activity. Gene Ontology annotation, biological process: intracellular signal transduction. The annotation marks the transcript as partial. The transcript has 5 exons.
GCCCAGCUGGAGGCCCAGAGCUCCACUCAGGACUUCCAGAGAGCGUCGGAGGUUCUUCGGGCGGCGAAGGAGACGAUCUCUCUGGCGGAGCAGCGCCUCCUGGAGGAGGACCACCGGCAGUUUGACUCCGCCUGGCAGGAGAUGCUGAACCACGCCACGCAGCGGGUGAUGGAGGCGGAGAAUACCAAGACGAGGAGCGAGCUGGUGCACAAAGAGACGGCGGCCAAAUAUACGGCGGCCAUCAACCGCAUGAAGCAGCUGGAGAAAAAACUCAAACGCACCAUCAGCAAGUCCAAGCCCUACUUUGAGAUGAAGGCCAAGUACUACCUGCAGCUGGAGAACCUGAAGAGGACCGUAGACGAGCGGCAGGCCAGGCUCUCUCGGGCUAAAGGCGAGUACAAGAUGGCGCUCAGGAACCUGGAGAAGAUCUCCGACGAGAUCCACGAGCGGAGGAGGAGCUCCUCCAUGGGGCCGAGGGGCCGCGGCGUGGGGGCCGAGGGCCACAGCGUCUCCGGGGACGACGGCUCCAACUUCAAGAUGGAGUCGGACAGGAUCUCCAGUGAGUGCAGAGAACCUCCGUCUGACGUCCCGGCCCUCCGCUCCCCCUCUCCGUCCUCCUCUCCUCCUUCUCACUACCCCACUACCCCUCCUCCUUUCUCCCUCCUCUUCUCCUCCUCCUUCUAUCCGACUGCUUCCCCGUCCCCCUGCCCUCGAGACCCCGACGACCCUCUGCUCUGGUCUGACUUCCCCCUCGCUCAAAAGUCUAGAAGGAGCUGUACCUACUGCCCUACCGGAGAGAAGUUUUGUGUCGACCUGCGGUGA